Molecule: messenger RNA, 291 nt
Organism: Echinostoma caproni
Lineage: Eukaryota; Metazoa; Platyhelminthes; Trematoda; Plagiorchiida; Echinostomatidae
Source: the annotation of a GenBank genome assembly
UUUCGGGUUUCUCCAUCUACGAUAAGAUUUUUUCUACUAAUCAAUGGUUUACACGAGAUCCAGAUUCACUCACUCAAUUGCCUAAUUACUGCUACCGAAGUGGAUCGUCAUCCAGAACGGAGACUGAAGGCUGCCUAUGCAGCAUACGAAGAGAAAAUGAUGCCCAUCCUGCGCGCGGAGAAUCCCGGAUUACGGAAUUCACAAUUGAAACAAAUGAUUUUUAAAAUGUUCCAGACCGCCCCGGAGAACCCGAAGAAUCAAGCUCACACUACGUACAAUGUGAAGCCAUGA